GAGACAGGAGGAGUCAUGGUGCACCCCAACCAGGAGCCAGCGGUGAUCGCGGGGCAAGGCACUAUCGCCCUGGAGGUGCUGGAGCAGGCCCCCGAGGUAAAUGCAGUGGUGGCUCCUGUGGGAGGCGGAGGAAUGAUUGCAGGAAUAGCCAUUGCCAUCAAGGCUUUGAGGCCAGAUGUGAAAGUGUUCGCUGCUGAGCCACGCAACGCAGAUGACUGUUACCAGUCCAAGGUAAGAGGGGAACUGACCCCCAACCCUCACCCACCGGACACCAUCGCGGAUGCCGUGAAAACCAGCAUCGGCCCAAACACGUGGCCCAUCAUCAGGGAUUUGGUUGAUGACGUCCUGACAGUCUCAGAGGAAGAAAUCAAGCGAGCCACACGGCUGGUGUGGGAGAGGAUGAAGCUGCUGAUUGAGCCAACAGCGGGUGUGGGAGUGGCAGCUGUGCUCUCAGAGCAGUUCCAGGCAGUCCCCCGGGACGUGGAGAACGUUUGCAUCGUGCUGUGCGGGGGAAACGUGGACCUGAACUCCCUGACCUGGCUCACAGACCUCCCUGGGAAAGCUGAAUGAGAACAGAGUGGUGUCUCAAGCAGCAGAAACCUCACUCUGAAUUUGUAGGGUCUGGUUUGCACGUUACUAAAAACAGAU
This is a messenger RNA of Antrostomus carolinensis (chuck-will's-widow), 648 nucleotides long. It is a transcript of the gene SRR, whose product is annotated as serine racemase. The record is from RefSeq and is a predicted model, not a curated record. Lineage: Eukaryota; Metazoa; Chordata; Aves; Caprimulgiformes; Caprimulgidae. Gene Ontology annotation, molecular function: threonine racemase activity; L-serine ammonia-lyase activity; serine racemase activity. The transcript has 4 exons. Gene Ontology annotation, biological process: D-serine biosynthetic process. The coding region runs from base 16 to 570 and encodes 184 amino acids.